AUGAUCCAUUUGGAUGAGAAUCACUGGCUUGUUAGGAGCAUUCUAAACUUCUUUGUUGUUUACAAAUACGUUGUGAUGAUAGGAAUACCUCUGAUCUAUCUCUUGUGUGUUCUUCAUGUUUUUUUCACGAAUUUCUGUAAGAGACAGAGUAAUCAAAUCGAAAACAACAGUGGUGCCAUCGAAAUGAUAGAUAGACAGGAUCAGCCGCCAGUUUGA
Messenger RNA from Auanema sp. JU1783, 216 nucleotides. The record is from the annotation of a GenBank genome assembly. NCBI's taxonomy places the organism in Eukaryota, Metazoa, Nematoda, Chromadorea, Rhabditida, Rhabditidae.